Messenger RNA from Lynx canadensis (Canada lynx), 2909 nucleotides. It is a transcript of the gene DMTN, whose product is annotated as dematin actin binding protein. Gene Ontology annotation, biological process: lamellipodium assembly; actin filament bundle assembly; cytoskeleton organization. Lineage: Eukaryota; Metazoa; Chordata; Mammalia; Carnivora; Felidae. The transcript is spliced from 17 exons. Gene Ontology annotation, cellular component: actin cytoskeleton; plasma membrane. The record is from RefSeq and is a predicted model, not a curated record. Gene Ontology annotation, molecular function: actin filament binding. Bases 571 to 1788 code for a protein of 405 amino acids.
CCGCCAGACGCAGGCUCCAAGCGCAAGCCUGUGGAGAAGCAGGGUGGGGACGAGGGGGUGGGGGCUCAGAGGGUAGGUCCCCUCCUGUGCCAGCUCCCCCCACCCGCCCACCUACCCCAAGCCGGGUUUUUCCUGCUAUUUGUGCUCUGGGAAAGCACGGCUGGGUUCCUGGAAGAGACGCCUAUUACCUUGGCUCUGGAGAAAAAGCGACAGCGCUGGGAUCUGGGCCUGUGCCUGCCCAGCCCAGUCUUGGGGCCUCAGAGCAUCUGGGCGACACUGUUUGGGAAGAGCUCUAUCAAUCUACUUUGUACCAGUGGCACCACAAUGUACCAACAGAACCAGCUAUAAGUAGAGACCAGAGCAGAAGCAUGCUGAGGACCAAGCCCGGCACUCGGUCACCAGCCGGGAGAGUCACUGAGGGAUGAGGACGCCACAGCCCGGUGGAACGCACUUUCUGCUCUCGUGGCCCCGAGCGCGCAGCGCCCAGGAGCCGGGCAGAGCCUGACGCCCUGUCGUCAACCCUCGCGCACGGGGCUCUGCGGGUGACCGGACCGGCCAGCUCCCUGCUGCAUGGAACGGCUGCAGAAGCAACCACUUACCUCCCCUGGGAGCGUCAGCUCCUCCCGAGGCUCCAGUGUUCCUGGCUCUCCCUCCAGCAUCGUGGCCAAGAUGGACAAUCAGGUGCUGGGCUACAAGGACUUGGCUGCCAUCCCCAAGGACAAGGCCAUCCUGGACAUCGAGCGGCCUGACCUCAUGAUCUACGAGCCCCACUUUACCUAUUCUCUCCUGGAACAUGUGGAGCUUCCCAGAAGCCGGGAGCGCUCACUGUCACCCAAAUCCACAUCCCCCCCACCAUCCCCAGAGGUGUGGGCAGAGAGCCGGUCCCCUGGAACCAUCUCUCAGGUUUCAGCCCCAAGAGCCACUGGGACCCCACGGACCAGCCUACCCCAUUUCCACCAUCCUGAGACAACCCGCCCAGAUUCCAACAUCUACAAGAAGCCACCUAUCUACAAGCAGAGAGAGUCCAUGGGAGGGAGCCCUCAGAGCAAGCACCUCAUCGAGGACCUCAUCAUCGAGUCCUCCAAGUUCCCUGCAGCCCAGCCGCCUGACCCCAACCAGCCAGCCAAGAUUGAAACCGACUAUUGGCCAUGCCCCCCGUCGCUGGCCGUCGUGGAGACAGAAUGGAGGAAGCGGAAGGCAUCGAGGAGGGGCGCAGAGGAAGAGGAAGAGGAGGAAGAUGACGACUCUGGGGAAGAGAUGAAGGCUCUCAGGGAGCGUCAGAGAGAGGAACUCAGUAAGGUUACUUCCAACUUGGGAAAGAUGAUCUUGAAAGAAGAGAUGGAAAAGUCAUUGCCUAUCCGGAGGAAAACUCGCUCUCUGCCUGACCGGACACCCUUUCAUACCUCCCUGCAUGCAGGAACAUCAAAGUCAUCUUCUCUCCCCGCCUAUGGCAGGACCACUCUGAGCCGGCUACAGUCCACAGACUUCAGCCCCUCUGGGAGUGAGACUGGAAGCCCAGGCCUGCAGAACGGAGAGGGCCAGAGGGGGAGGAUGGACCGGGGGAACUCCCUGCCCUGUGUGCUGGAGCAGAAGAUCUAUCCCUACGAAAUGCUGGUGGUGACCAAUAAGGGGAGAACCAAACUGCCUCCAGGUGUGGAUCGGAUGAGGCUUGAGAGGCAUCUGUCUGCGGAGGACUUCUCAAGAGUAUUUUCCAUGUCUCCUGAAGAGUUUAGCAAGCUGGCCCUGUGGAAGAGGAAUGAACUCAAGAAAAAGGCCUCUCUCUUCUGACCACCCCUCCCACUCCUUGACUGACCCUGUCCCCUGCUGCUUCAGGGCUCUGGAGCUGGGAUCACUAGACCCCAAAGCAUCAUCCCUUGGGGGAGCAGGGAGGUGGGGUGGAGGUAGGGUUGGCUCCAUUCCCCAGGUGAGGAGGAACCAAGACCUCUGCAGUGCUGGGGUUGUAGGACAUGAACUUGCUUCCCCAUAAUGAGCUAGGGGGGGCCUCCUUCCCUCAUCCCUGGUCCUCACUGCACAGGGCAAACCCAGUCUGGACUCCAGCACACACAGAGUUAAUGUUUGCACCCUCUCCCCACCCCAACCCCACAUGAAGGUCCCCACAAGAGAGUGAGGAGAAACGAGGCAGCAUUAGUGGUCAGGCAUGUUGGCUGUCUUGACCAAAUGGGUGGGUAGGACCCUCGGACCUGCUAGGAGGCAGGUGAGGGUGGGAAGCAGCCAGGCAGGCAGGGAGAGCCCCAGGAUGCUGUGUGCACCCAAGCACGCCUCCUCACCUCACCUUGGACAGCUUUCCCUAUACCUGGGCCUCUGGCUUCUCUGACUCUUAGCAGGAGCAGGCUUGAACUCAGCCUCUAACAAGGAGGCCACCCUGCCCUCCAGCUCACCUUGUCCUCUCCUUGUGACCCCUAAGCUUCAGAGCCUCUUGCUCCAGCCCUGUGGCUUCCCCAGAAGCCUUGGCUUAGAGUGGAGAUGUUGCAGAACCUCAGCCCGCCGUCAGCCUGCAGGCAAAGUCUGCUAGACUUCUAGCACCCAGGUCCCGGGCAGAACCCAGGCCUUCAGGCUCCUUGGAUGGGAUCAAGAGGCCAGGCUGAGUGUCCUGGCUAGCAGGUCCCGUCCAUUCCCACGCAUCCCCCACCACGCUGUCUAAAGAAUGUAAUUUAUUGGGGCACCCCCCCAGCUGCUUUCUCUCCUAACUCUCUGCCCUACUUUAAUCACACUCCCAGCUUUUCUUCUCUACAGAAACAUAUGUGUAUAUAAUUAUAUAUAUAUUUUUGCCUGGGGCUGGGUUUGGUACCUGCCCAGACUCUGGCAUCCCUUUCCACUGUGUGUGUGUGUGAUAAUGCUGUGGGAGGGGGACUCUGCUUGGAAUUAAAAGGUUGCACUGGGCCCCCAAA